This is a messenger RNA of Harpia harpyja (harpy eagle), 679 nucleotides long. RefSeq names its product small nuclear ribonucleoprotein polypeptide G (gene SNRPG). The coding region runs from base 220 to 531 and encodes 103 amino acids. Gene Ontology annotation, cellular component: U2-type prespliceosome; catalytic step 2 spliceosome; U2 snRNP. Gene Ontology annotation, biological process: spliceosomal snRNP assembly; mRNA splicing, via spliceosome. The transcript has 2 exons. Gene Ontology annotation, molecular function: RNA binding. Lineage: Eukaryota; Metazoa; Chordata; Aves; Accipitriformes; Accipitridae. The record is from RefSeq and is a predicted model, not a curated record.
UCCCCCCUUCCUCGACCUCCUCAUCCCCCCUCCGCAGGGCGGUCUGCAGCGGGGGGGAUACGCUGGCUGCCUGGGCUAGCGCUCCUGCCCGGCGAGGAGCGGGCCCACGGUAGUUUCAGGCUUCAAAACCCGUUAAUUUGGGGCCAAUAUUAAUUUAAAAUUCGCAUUCCUAAACUCUCAGGGCGGUCGUUUCUGACCACGCUGGAUGCGGCGCUCUGAAUGCUUCCGAUUAACACAAAGACCUUCCCUUGUCGCGGCCCCCCGCUCGGUUUCCGAGCUGCGGGUCCGGUGAGGAAAAAACCCAAACGCUGGCGUUGGGCGGUCUCCUUCUUUAAACGGGCUCCGUUUCUUGUAGUGAAAUUAAAUGGCGGCCGACACGUCCAGGGGAUAUUGCGGGGCUUUGAUCCCUUCAUGAACCUCGUCAUCGAUGAGUGCGUGGAGAUGGCGCCGGGGGGACAGCAGAACAAUAUCGGCAUGGUGGUAAUACGAGGGAACAGCAUCAUUAUGCUGGAAGCCUUGGAACGAGUAUAGCGCCGGAGAAACCUGUGUCGUUACUGGCCGUGACAAGACCUAACCCACCUCUUUUGUUUACUCAUUGAACCUGCCACAGGGCAUCCCUGAGCAUAAACUUAUUUUUUUGUUUUGUUUUGUUAAAUAAAUUUUGUAAUGGUUGACGUAA